GGGCGGAAGUAAUAUCCUCAAACAGGAAGUGUGACAGUUCUCGACCGGGAAACAUGGCGGCUUACGAGCAGGUCCAAAAGGGGCCUCUGAAGCUGAAAGGGGUCGCAGAGCUCGGCGUGACCAAGCGGAAGAAGAAAAAGGACAAAGACAAGGCGAAGCUUCUGGAAGCGAUGGGAACGAGCAAAAAGAACGAGGAGGAGAAGCGGCGCGGUCUGGACAAGCGGACCCCGGCCCAGGCGGCCUUCGAGAAGAUGCAGGAGAAGCGGCAAAUGGAAAGGAUCCUGAAGAAAGCAUCCAAAACCCACAAGCAGAGAGUGGAGGACUUCAACAGACACCUGGAUACACUCACCGAGCACUAUGACAUUCCCAAAGUCAGCUGGACCAAGUAGCCUCCCCGCCCGGGGCAGCACUGGGGGAGCAGCAGGCAGAGCUGGGAUCACGGCUGGUGUCUUUGGUAUUUUCUAGACACGUCAUUUUACACAUACCCAUGUGUCUUCUGCUGGGACACUGCUUUUAAAAGCAGUGUGCCCUCGUUCUGGAACUUGAUUAAAGUAAGACUGUCCUUUUGCUCAAAUUUUUGUGGGUAGCACAUAGAAGACAAACCAUUUUAGUUCGGACUGGAAAUUUUUGAAAAUUUAUCCAGAGAUUUAGGUUAUUUCUGUGUGCGUUGCACAGAAAAGGGUUUUUGCCCCCCGGAUGCAUCUACCCCUUUGACAGCCAUCCAGCUGGUUUGCCUGGAUGAAGCUGACUGCAGAGGAUAAGGAGUUAAUGCCGGUGUGGCCUGCAACUUGCAGACCGCUGUAGGGCCCUGGGAAAGCUGCCCUUCCAAGCUCCCUCUAGCUCAGGGCUUAUGCUGUUCCACCCAGGGCCAAGGGAAGCUACGUGGGGCUUCAUGGCUUUCAGAAUACCUCUUCAGUCACCUGGCCUGUGAGGCAUACAGCCUGGGUAGUAGAGCAACCACAGAAGACAAGGGUGGCACAAAUGCCCUGUCCCUUUCUGAGCCCAGGGCCAGCAUGCAGUGUCUUCCCCCAUUAUCCCCGUUCCAGACAUGUCUAGUGGGUGUUGCCCUGGCAGACCUUGCUAAUGGAGCACGGUGUUCUUGGUAAUGGAUGCUGGCACAGCCUGCCCCACCCUGAGCUCUAAGCAGCUCCCCAUAUUUAUUCAGAACUGGCCCAUAACAUUCCUGGCCUAAGGAUAUACCUCAGGGGUCACAGGAUCAGGGCAGAGCUCCAGCACGGACAGACAUGGGUGCAGUCAGAGAAGACCCAGGUUCUAGCACUGGGAGCCAGGAUCUUUGAGGGCCUACGUACAUCUACCCGAUAAGGAUGGAACUGCUAUGCCAUUGUGGGGAACAGUCUCUGCUGACAUACAGAAUGAAACAAUAACAAGAGAAAAACCCACUUGUCAGAUUUGGGGCUGUCACAUGUAAACAGAAUAAAGAAAAAAACCCAUUAGUAAA
Molecule: messenger RNA, 1459 nt
Organism: Manis javanica (Malayan pangolin)
Lineage: Eukaryota; Metazoa; Chordata; Mammalia; Pholidota; Manidae
Gene: FAM32A
Product: family with sequence similarity 32 member A
Cellular component (GO): nucleolus
Source: RefSeq, a predicted model, not a curated record